AAAAGUUGCGCUGUGUGGCUUGAGCUGAGUGUAGCUCUGCAGAGCGAGUGACGCUAAGGAUGGAAAGGUGAAGCUUGUGGUCACCAUGCAACCUUACAAGGGCAGCAGGGGAAGGGGGAAGGAAUGGCUUUGCCAUCUGCAGAGGGGUGCUGGGAUAACCAGGUAGUGUGGGAUGUGCAUUACCCUGAAGUGCCCUCCCACACCACAGCUGGUGGUAAACACGGCAAGGCGGGUGAAAAACAGAGCGUGGGCCUCCCACUUGGGCUCAGCAGCAGUGUGCCUGUCCUGCCUUGUUAUGUGUUUGCUGCAAUAAUAUUUCCCCUUUAAGGCUGGGCUUAAGUUAUUUAUACUUUGUAGGGUGGUGACAGGAACACAGAGCAGAGCAGAGCCCUGAACCGCUCUUACCUGAUCCGCAGCCAGGAAGGAAGCUCAGAAAAAGAGAGGGACUGUGAGAGAGAGCCUAAGAGAGGGGAAGAAAAAGCAGGCAGGGCAUCCCCGGGGAGGGACAGGGGAGGGGACAAACCGGCAAAAAGAAAAAGAGGGAACCAGGGCAGAAGGAAGGAGCACGGAGGGAGAGGUGCUCGGGGAGCGGCAGCUCUGCAGAGCAGAAGGGCUGGGCAUCCCAUGCCAAGCGUCACCAAGGGGUGCUGAGCUUCAUCUCCCAAGAUGAUGAAGAGGCAGUUCAAUCGGAUGCGGCAGCAGCUGUCCCAUCCCAACGCCACCAGCCGAGCCCAAGAAGCAACUGAGUUCCUCACAGAAGAUUUGCUGCAGAUCGAGCAGAGGGUCGAGCCAGCCAAGCGAGCAGCUCACAGCGUGUCCAAGCGGCUCCAGGCUUGUCUGCAGGGGCACUGCGGCGCUGAAAUGGACAAGAGAGUGAAGAAGCUACCCUUGAUGGCUCUGUCUGCAACGAUGGCUGAGAGCUUCAAGGAACUGGACACAGAGUCCAGCCUUGGGAGAGCCUUGGAGAUGGGCUGCUGCAUCCAGAGUUUGCUGGCCAAGAUCUUGGCCGAGUUUGAGAUUGCUGUAGAGCGUGACAUCCUGCAGCCACUCAACAAGCUCAGUGAGGAGGAGCUUCCCAUCAUCCUGAAGCGCAAGAAGACCCUCCAGAAGCUGAUUUCUGACUGGAAUGCCAUAAAGAGCCGGCUGAACCAAGCUGCCAAGAGUUCCAGUAACAGUGCAGGAGCUGGAGCUGGCCCAGGGGCAUCUUCUGCUGCCAACAAACUGGAGAUCCUGAAGGAAGAGGAGGAGGAGGUGAAGAGGAAGGUGGAGCAGUGCAAGGAUGAGUACAUGGCUGACCUCUACCACUUCUCCACCAAAGAAGACAGCUAUGCCAGCUACUUCAUCAGACUGCUGGAAAUCCAAGCCCAAUACCACCGGCAGUCUCUGGAAUCUCUGGACUCGGCUCUGACAGAGCUGAAGGAGAGCCACAGCCAGAAAGAGCCCUCCUUCACCACAGAAACCCCAGUGCUAGGGUACUACGGCGUGCCCCUGCAGACACACCUCAAGAACUUGGGCCGAGAGAUUGCUCUGCCUAUCGAGGCCUGUGUCAUGAUGCUGCUGGCCUCAGGCAUGAAAGAGGAGGGACUCUUCCGGCUGGCAGCAGGAGCCUCGGUGCUGAGGAAGCUGAAGAGCAGCUUGGCCAGUGGCUCUAAUGCACUGGAGGAGUUUUAUUCAGACCCCCAUGCUGUGGCCGGCGCAUUGAAAUCCUACCUGCGGGAGCUACCCGAGCCUCUGAUGACCUUCAAGCUCUACGAUGAAUGGAUCAAAGUGGCCAGCUUAAAGGACGUUGACGACCGGGUACAGAGCCUGAGAGACACCUGCAGCCGCCUGCCCCAGGACAGCUACAACAAUUUGAGGUAUCUGAUCAAGUUUUUAGCCAAGCUAGCAGAGCACCAGCAUGUGAAUAAAAUGACCCCCAGCAACAUCGCCAUAGUGCUGGGCCCCAACCUGCUGUGGCCAGAGCAGAGCACAGGAGACCCUGUGCAACUGGACUUGGCCUCAGUCUCCUCCAUUCAGGUGGUGGGAGUCGUGGAAGCCCUCAUCCAGAAUGCAGACAUACUCUUCCCUGGAGAGAUAGAUUUCAGUGUCUCAGGGAUGUUCGCACUGCCUGCGGAUGUCAGACUCAAUGAGGCUGCCCCAGUAGACGAGCUGCCACCCAAAUCCCCCCCAGCCUGCUCUCCAUCUCCCCUGGAUGAAGAGGCCACAAAAGACUCUGAAGUGAGCUCCCAGCCGCUUUCCCCAGUGGUGACCAAGCCGUCCCCUGAAGCCACAGUGCCACCAGCUCUGACACCAGCCAAUGACACUGCCCGCAAAGUCAAGCGCCCGGCUCCAUCUCGACCCACAGGGCCUCCACCUGUAGCCCAAGCCCGAAGCAUGAUCGAACACACUGCCAGCCCCAGGGCCCGGCCACGACGGCUGGGUGCUCCCUCCAUCCCUCCACCACUGCCCCCACAGCCAGCACCGCGCCACAGCCGUGAAUCCCUCACGUCCCCGGGGCCUCCCACCACCAAUACUCCGGAUUGCACCGCGGAUGAGGGGACGGCGGAAGGACAGAGCCCCUUGGUUGGAUCAACAACAGUGGAGAAUGACUGAGCAAGGCGCGGGGCUGCCAUCAGCUCCCACUUGCUUCCCCUUCUUCAUCCACCACCAUGAGCCUUCCACCUUGCCCCGUCAGGCUGGGCAGUAGGGUUCAGACCCCUCCUGUUCCCGCCAUCAGCCCACAGGCCCUCAUCCUCCCCCAGGGAGGGAAGGGAAGGCCCUGUGGUAUUUCGGCUGGGGGUGAGAAAUAACCCAUCGGGCGGAGCCCCGCACCAGGCCUGGCGCGGCUGCAGGCGGACGCGCGGCCGCCAUUUUGCCUCACGUUGCCUCAGAGCGCGUCACCUCGAGCCCACGAACAGGUUGGUUUGCCUGUGAGAAGAUUCUAUUUUUUAAGAAGAUAUAUAUGCCUGCGCA
Meleagris gallopavo (turkey) is the source of this 2952-nucleotide messenger RNA. RefSeq names its product SH3 domain binding protein 1 (gene SH3BP1). The record is from RefSeq and is a predicted model, not a curated record. NCBI's taxonomy places the organism in Eukaryota, Metazoa, Chordata, Aves, Galliformes, Phasianidae. Gene Ontology annotation, biological process: regulation of Rac protein signal transduction; signal transduction; regulation of actin cytoskeleton organization. Gene Ontology annotation, molecular function: GTPase activator activity; protein binding. Gene Ontology annotation, cellular component: intracellular anatomical structure; cytosol; cytoplasm.